This is a messenger RNA of Arabidopsis thaliana (thale cress), 3294 nucleotides long. RefSeq names its product receptor like protein 35 (gene RLP35). The record is from RefSeq and is marked reviewed. The coding region runs from base 178 to 3009 and encodes 943 amino acids. The transcript is spliced from 2 exons. Gene Ontology annotation, biological process: signal transduction. Lineage: Eukaryota; Viridiplantae; Streptophyta; Magnoliopsida; Brassicales; Brassicaceae. Gene Ontology annotation, cellular component: plasma membrane.
UUGACUUAGUCUUUUAUUCUUUGCGUUUAACAGAAUUCCCUAGUAUCUUAAUAUAAGUCUUCUAUUAUGUGAAUUAAACAGAUGGGUGCGAAUUAAAUUAUUCUACCUACCAUCGAAAUCUCUAUAUUUUCUUUUUCAUAAUCGAUAUUCAAGAAUGCUAAUUAAGCAUAGAGAAGGAUGACAGGCUCUUGGAAUCCAACGAGUAUCAUCAUCCCUGUUACACUUUCCUUUCUCCUCUCAUUCAUUCACAAUUUUGCGGACGUGGUUGCAGCUCCUACUAGGCACUUGUGUCUUCCCGAACAAAGGGAUGCACUUCUCGAACUCAAGAACGAGUUUGAGAUUGGGAAGCCUUCCUCUAAUGAUUAUUGCUAUCGCAAUAAUAGCCGUGUAAGCCCUCAUCCGACGACAGAGUCAUGGAGGAAUAACAGCGACUGUUGUAAUUGGGAGGGUAUCACGUGUGAUACCAAGUCCGGGGAAGUGAUCGAGCUCGACCUUAGCUGCAGCUGGCUCUAUGGCAGCUUUCAUUCCAAUAGCAGUCUUUUUAGGCUUCAAAACCUCCGUGUUCUAGACCUUACUCAAAAUGAUCUUGAUGGUGAAAUCCCUUCUUCAAUCGGAAAUCUUUCUCAUCUCACCUCUCUCCACCUAUCUUAUAAUCAGUUUUUGGGUCUGAUUCCUUCUUCAAUUGAAAACCUUUCUCGUCUCACCUCCCUCCACCUGUCUUCUAAUCAGUUUUCAGGUCAAAUCCCGUCCUCAAUUGGAAACCUUUCUCAUCUCACAUCUCUCGAGCUUUCUUCUAAUCAGUUUUCGGGUCAAAUCCCGUCUUCAAUUGGAAAUCUUUCUAAUCUCACCUUUCUCAGUCUCCCUAGUAAUGAUUUCUUUGGUCAGAUUCCAUCUUCGAUUGGGAACCUUGCUCGUCUCACCUAUCUCUACCUUUCUUACAACAAUUUCGUUGGUGAAAUCCCAUCUUCUUUUGGCAAUCUAAACCAGCUGAUCGUCUUACAGGUUGAUUCCAAUAAGCUCAGUGGAAAUGUUCCCAUCUCACUACUGAAUUUGACGAGGUUGUCUGCUUUAUUACUUUCCCACAAUCAGUUCACAGGCACGAUUCCUAAUAACAUCAGUUUACUAUCAAACUUGAUGGACUUUGAAGCAAGUAACAACGCUUUCACUGGAACUCUCCCUUCUUCUCUCUUCAACAUUCCUCCUUUGAUUAGACUUGAUUUGAGCGAUAACCAACUCAACGGCACUCUUCAUUUUGGGAAUAUAUCUUCACCAUCUAACCUACAAUACCUUAUCAUUGGCAGCAACAACUUCAUAGGGACAAUCCCGAGAUCUCUUUCCAGAUUUGUCAACCUCACGCUUUUUGACCUUUCCCAUUUAAACACCCAAUGUCGCCCAGUUGACUUUAGUAUCUUCUCGCAUCUCAAGUCGCUUGACGAUCUUAGGCUAUCCUAUUUGACCACCACUACGAUUGACUUGAACGAUAUCUUACCAUAUUUCAAGACGCUCCGUUCAUUGGAUAUCUCAGGCAACCUUGUUUCAGCCACAAACAAGUCUUCAGUUUCUUCAGAUCCUCCUUCGCAAUCGAUACAAUCUUUGUACUUGUCAGGAUGCGGUAUCACCGAUUUUCCAGAGAUCCUAAGAACACAACACGAAUUGGGGUUUCUAGACGUUUCCAACAACAAAAUCAAAGGUCAAGUUCCUGGCUGGUUAUGGACGCUACCAAACUUGUUCUACUUGAAUCUUUCCAACAACACUUUCAUCAGUUUUGAAAGCUCGUCGAAGAAACAUGGACUCUCCUCUGUCCGGAAACCAUCUAUGAUUCACUUGUUUGCCUCCAACAACAACUUCACGGGCAAGAUUCCUUCUUUCAUAUGCGGGUUGCGUUCUCUAAACACUCUGGAUUUAUCUGAAAACAACUAUAAUGGUUCAAUCCCUCGUUGCAUGGAAAAACUCAAGAGUACUCUUUUCGUUCUAAACCUUCGUCAAAAUAAUCUGAGUGGAGGUCUUCCAAAGCAUAUAUUUGAAAGCCUAAGGUCGCUUGACGUCGGUCAUAACCUACUGGUGGGAAAGCUUCCAAGAUCUUUGAUCCGUUUCUCUAAUCUUGAAGUUUUGAACGUGGAAAGCAACAGAAUCAACGACACGUUUCCGUUCUGGUUGAGUUCUCUGUCGAAGUUACAAGUUCUUGUAUUACGCUCCAAUGCAUUCCAUGGACCAAUACAUGAAGCCACAUUCCCUGAGUUGCGAAUCAUUGACAUAUCACAUAAUCACUUCAAUGGAACUUUGCCAACAGAGUACUUUGUGAAGUGGAGUGCUAUGUCAUCACUUGGAAAAAACGAAGACCAGUCUAACGAAAAGUACAUGGGAUCAGGCCUUUACUACCAAGAUUCAAUGGUUUUGAUGAAUAAAGGUUUAGCGAUGGAGCUGGUACGUAUUCUAACAAUCUACACAGCACUCGACUUUUCCGGAAACAAAUUUGAAGGAGAGAUUCCAAAGUCCAUUGGUCUAUUGAAAGAGCUUCUCGUGCUCAACUUGUCAAACAAUGCUUUUGGUGGCCACAUCCCAUCAUCUAUGGGGAACCUGACAGCUCUCGAGUCAUUGGACGUUUCCCAGAACAAGCUUACAGGAGAGAUUCCACAAGAGCUAGGGGACCUUUCGUUCCUUGCGUAUAUGAACUUCUCUCAUAACCAGCUUGCAGGCCUAGUACCAGGAGGUACGCAGUUUCGAAGGCAAAAUUGCUCUGCCUUUGAGAAUAACCUGGGACUUUUUGGCCCUUCUCUUGACGAAGUCUGCAGAGAUAAACAUACGCCAGCAUCACAACAGAAUGAAACGACAGAAACAGAGGAAGAAGACGAAGAAGAGAUAAGCUGGAUAGCAGCCGCAAUAGGAUUCAUACCUGGAAUUGUCUUUGGAUUAACGAUUGGAUACAUAUUGGUUUCCUACAAACCAGAGUGGUUCAUGAACCCUUUUGGCCGAAACAAUCGUCGACGCAGAAACACCACCACCCACUAGAGAGGCUUAUAACCUAUCUGAAUAAUCUGGAAGAGGAAAGUCAAAGUAACCGGACGAACUCCUUGACGUUAACCAACCACUCUUUUAGCCAUUUUCAAAUCCAGAUUGUUUCCGGUUUAGCUUGUGUUUUUCUCUUCUACUCUGUUUUUAGCCAACUUUGUAAUUGAACAACUCUGUUUUUCGCUCUUUAGAUGUACAUGUAAAGUUGUUUUUUCCCGCGAGUUUGUUGUUAUCAUUUCUUUCCCCAUUGCACUCUCGUAUCUAAAAAUGUAUGUCUAUUUGUUC